UCAUCGACGCCGCGCGUCAACAUCGCCGCCGGCGAUUUCGCUCGCUCGCUCGCUCGCUCUCGACGUGUCGUCGUCGUCAUCGGAGCCUGUUGUCUCCUCUCACACAUACUCGCGCACCGUUCGCGUAACCGACUACAUGUAACGUCCCUUUUCUUCCCUCGGUCUCUCUGUCUCUCCCUCCCCCUCUCUCUUUAUUUCUUUCUCUUUCUCUUUACUCGCCUUUUGCACGCGCCUUUGACAAUCCCGUCUUUACCGCUCUGUUGACACGACGGAUCCGUUCCCUUUCGUUUCCCACUUCGCAGGGGCUCCCGUCGGCAGAUCGGUUUCUCGUACAUGUAUCACGAACACGGUGCACAGCGCCUCGCCCCGCCCCGCCCCGCGCAUCCUUGCUCGUGCCACGUCUCCUUCCGCCUGCCUCGUCGCCCCGUUUUUCUUUUUCCUCUCUCUCUCUCUUCCUCUUUAUCCUCACUUUAUCGGUGUAUUCCAUCUUCUCCGAUCUACGGAGUCGCGCGCGUGGGACACGUCCAAGUUCGACGGCGAGCCGCCGGAUCAGCGGGAAACACGGUGUUUUGAAUUUUGACGUUCCAUCCGCGCGACAUCCUCCACACUUCCUUCGUCCCUCUCUCUCUCGCUCUCGCUCUCGCUCUCCCUCGGCUACGUGUGGGCGGUCGUGCCUGUGGGACAUCGUUAAUGGAGAACCGCUUCCACGACGGUGGCUGCUCCUACGGUGACUCUGCAACUUUGUCGCGCAAGCAUCGUGGAAAUAGCGGCGCACGUUCCCGCCGCGCCGCUACGUCCUCGUCAUCAUCGUCGUCGUCAUCGUCGUCGUCGUCAUCCGUCGUGCCGUGCAUUGUACGUGCGCGCCUGUCACAGCGCUCCGCGCUCCGUAACGCGGUGCCACGAUCGCGACCAACGUCGUCGUCGUCGUCGUCGUCGUCGUCGUCGUCGUCGUCGUCGUCGUCAUCAUCGUUGCCGUCGUCGUCGUCGAGAAGCCGCCACCGCCGCUGCCAUCCGCGCGCAGAACGACGGCGCCCACUAGGAUGUGGCGCAUCGGGGGAGAUGGAACGUAUCACCUCAAAGUGUUGGUCCCCGGCGUGGCGGCCGGGGCCAUUAUCGGGAAAGGUGGAGAUACAAUUGCUCAACUUCAAAAGGAUACAGGGGCAAGGGUGAAGAUGUCUAAAUCGCAUGAUUUUUAUCCUGGAACUACCGAGAGAGUAUGCCUCAUCACAGGCACCGUAGACGCUAUUAUGGAGGUCAUGGAGUUUAUCAUGGACAAAAUACGCGAGAAGCCUGAUCUUACUUCGAAGACUACGGUUGACUUCGACUCUGGUAAAGCCACUGCGGAGAGGGACAAGCAGGUCAAAAUUUUAGUGCCUAAUAGCACUGCGGGGAUGAUAAUAGGAAAAGCUGGGAAUUACAUUAAACAAAUUAAAGAAGAAUCUGGCUCAUACGUUCAGAUCAGUCAGAAGGCUAAGGACUUGUCCCUUCAGGAGCGAUGUAUAACGGUGAUUGGUGAGAAAGAAAAUAAUCAUAGGGCGUUACACAUGAUCCUAGCGAAAGUGGCGGAUGAUCCGCAAAGCGGAACCUGUCUUAAUGUCAGUUACGCGGAUGUAAGUGGUCCCGUUGCCAACUACAAUCCUACAGGCAGCCCGUACGCUCAAGCUCCCACAAGCACUCCCACGUAUACAUCUACAGCUGGUCUAAAUACAGUGAGUCUCUUGAACGGUGCUGGUUUGAGUCUUAAUCUGAAUUUGGGCGCGGCUAUCACCACCGGCACGGCACCGGUAACGACACAGCUGCUGGAACACAUAAAACUGAAUCUACGUACGACAGGUUUCUCCGAGCCCGCCGCCACGGAGAUACUCGCCGCGAUCGCGACCCUCGCCAAAUACAAUAUCCUCGGAAUGGGGAUUGGGAUGCCGUCGAGUAUGAGCUACUUGGGCAAUCCGAUGGACAGUACGACAACCGCGAACGGCUCGAACAACAACGGCGGUGUGUUCGGACCGAUCGGGACCGUGCCUACGCUCGGGUCCACCUCGCCGACGCCGCGUAACACCCUCGAUCGGUACGAGCCGUUCGAUCCGUUCCGACAGAACAACACCGCCGCCAGCGCGAUACACCUGAACAACAAUUCGUUCGGCCUGGGCACUAACCAGUUAUCACUUGUAAGUAAGAGUCCUACACAGGUAGACGCCAACAACAAGGAGACCAAGAAAGUAGACAUAGAAAUUGCAGAGGUUAUAGUGGGAGCUAUUCUGGGACCCGGUGGUCGUGCCCUCAUUGAGAUUCAGCACCUAAGUGGCGCCAACAUACAAAUCUCUAAGAAGGGCAUGUUCGCCCCUGGUACCAGGAACCGCAUAGUGACUAUCACGGGUUAUCCCAAUGCGAUCAACACUGCUCAGUACUUGAUCGAGCAGAGGAUCAGUGAAGAGGAGGCGAAGCGAGCGCGUCAGAAUGCCAUCGCCAGUAUGAUCCAUUGAUUUCAAGUACAGCACUCCUCUUGUUCAUCCCCAUUAUUGAGCUCCGUUGUUCACCUCUUCACACCCUGAGAAGGGAGAGCACGUCCGAACACGGCGGUUCUCUUCUCUCCUCUUAUACUUUUGACAUACAUACAUAUAUAUACAUAUACAUACAUACAUACAUACAUAUAU
Temnothorax curvispinosus is the source of this 2651-nucleotide messenger RNA. It is a transcript of the gene pasilla, whose product is annotated as RNA-binding protein Nova-1. The coding region runs from base 1041 to 2480 and encodes 479 amino acids. Gene Ontology annotation, cellular component: cytoplasm; nucleus. The record is from RefSeq and is a predicted model, not a curated record. The transcript is spliced from 5 exons. Gene Ontology annotation, biological process: mRNA splicing, via spliceosome; regulation of alternative mRNA splicing, via spliceosome. Gene Ontology annotation, molecular function: mRNA binding. NCBI's taxonomy places the organism in Eukaryota, Metazoa, Arthropoda, Insecta, Hymenoptera, Formicidae.